UUGUUUUUGUUUUGUGUUUUUGAAAAACAAAGCAACACACACAUACACACAUGUUCUUCGUUGCUGCUUCGUUGGGUUUAUAAGCUUUCUUUUUCUUUCUUUUCAUUUCUUGCUUUUCCAAAAGUCAAACCACAAAAAUAUAUUUACAAGCAAAAUGGAGAAUCUACCUCCUGGUUAUCGUCCCAAUGUUGGUGUUUGUCUAAUCAACUCGGAUAAUCUGGUAUUUGUAGCUUCUAGAUUGAAUGUUCCUGGAGCAUGGCAGAUGCCACAGGGAGGCAUUGAAGAUGGGGAAGAUCCAAAGUCAGCAGCCAUGAGAGAGUUACAAGAAGAAACUGGGGUCGUUUCAGCUGAAAUAGUCUCCGAGGUCCCAAGUUGGUUGACAUAUGAUUUCCCACCUGCAGUAAAAGCAAAGGUAAACCGUCUUUGGGGCGGUGAAUGGCACGGUCAAGCACAGAAAUGGUUUUUAGUGAGACUGAGGAACGAUGAGGACGAAAGAGAGAUCAAUCUAGCGAACAAUGAAGCGGAUUCGGAGUUUGCGGAGUGGAAAUGGGCGAAACCGGAAGAAGUAAUAGAGCAAGCUGUGGAUUACAAAAGGCCAACGUACGAAGAAGUCAUCAAGACUUUUGGUUCGUUCUUGAAUGAUACAGGAAGAGCUGCUAAAUGUAAAUCAGCCAAGUGGUAAUAUAAGAAAACAGAAAAAGCAAUGUUUGUCUUUUUGUAAUUUUUGUAAACUGUUGGUUUUCUUCUUUUUGGGGGUGGGUUCUUUUUAGUAGAACCCUUUUGGAAUGCAAAAGCUUUUUCACUAGGGGUGUUUCUUUUGUAAAUUGGUUGGUUAUUGGUACUAGAAGGUUUUGGUUUUUGUUCUUUUUUAACAUGGGGUUAUUGUAAUAAUGUCUUUGUUUGGAUUCAGAAAGAAAUAAGUUGUGUAUGUGUUCAUAA
This is a messenger RNA of Capsella rubella, 939 nucleotides long. RefSeq names its product nudix hydrolase 25. The record is from RefSeq and is a predicted model, not a curated record. Gene Ontology annotation, molecular function: bis(5'-adenosyl)-pentaphosphatase activity; guanosine-3',5'-bis(diphosphate) 3'-diphosphatase activity. Lineage: Eukaryota; Viridiplantae; Streptophyta; Magnoliopsida; Brassicales; Brassicaceae. The transcript is spliced from 6 exons. Gene Ontology annotation, biological process: ribose phosphate metabolic process; nucleoside phosphate metabolic process. Gene Ontology annotation, cellular component: chloroplast. Bases 155 to 682 code for a protein of 175 amino acids.